AUGCCGGCGCUAAAACCAGCGCUAAGCAUUAUCCUCUCAUUGUACAACACCACCACCACCAUGUUCGGACGACCCCUCCUGGCACCAUGCCUCCGGCUAGCACUCCGCCCCCGCACCAUCCCUCCCACCUCAUCCAGACCCCUCCACACCCUCCCUCGUCGCCCUCUCAUCCGCCCCCACGCCCCCUUCCAACAACCCCGCCGCACCUUUGCCAAAGACUCCACCCGCACCGUCCUCGGCAACGCCCGCAUCCUCUACCACGCCCACCCCAUCCAAUUCACCCUCGCCAUCACCGUAAUCCUCUGCGGCGCCGGCACCUUGGUCUACAUCAACCACCUCUACCGCACCUACAUCAUCGGCGCCUACCACAACUUCCCAGAGCCCGUGGCGAAGAAGCUCCGGCGGGCGAUCUACUUCACCAAAACGGAUCUACAGCCGAAUGAAGCGGUCAAGUACUAUCGGCAGGCUCUGCAGGUCGCGGAGGAAGUCGGGAUGGAUCCGAUGGGGGACGAGGUGAUGGGGGUGAAGAUUGAGGUUGCGGGGUUGAUGGAGCGGAUCGGGAACUGGGAGAAGGCGAUUGAGGUGCUGGAGCGGAUGAGGGGGGAUAAUCUGAAGUUUCUGGAGUUGUAUGGGGAUAGGGAGGGGAUGGAGGUGAAGCGGACGAGGGUGUUGGGCAAGACGGUGGCGGUUUGUGUCAAGUUGGCGGAGCAUUAUUCUAACCCUGCGAUAUGGGAUCGGGCGAGGGCGGAGGAGCGGUUGGUGUGGGCUGUCGAGACGGUUUUUAGGGAGAAGCAACGGAGAGAUGCACUGGGGUUGAAGCCGGAGGAGCUGGAUGAGCAGGAAGGGCAGUGGAUGAGCGACGACGAGAUUGGGGCCGCGACGGAGGCACUGGCGGGAAAUUACGUGGAGAAGGGGCAGCAUUAUCUCGCUGUGCCGUUGUUCUUGCAGUGUUUGAACUUGAAGGGGGAGAAGGACUGUCAUUCGGUGACGUUGAUGUCGAAUCUGGCGUCGAGUCUUGCGCAGCAGUCUCCGAAGGCUGCGAGGGCUGCGCAGGCUUUCGCACAGAGUAGGAAUAUUCAGGAUCCUGAUGCGCCCUCCGGACCGAUGGCGACCAGGGAGUCGAUGGUGCAGAAUGCGCAGAUCUGGGCGCAAAAGGCGCUGAGUGCCGCGCGGGAGAUCAAGCCACCGCUUAGGACGGAGGAAUGUGAUGUUGGGUGUGUGGUUGCUACGCAUAAUCUGGGUGAGCUAGCGGAGAUGCUUGGGGACACGCAGGGAGCGAUGAAGAAGUAUCAGGAGGCUGUCGGCCUGGCGAGGGCGGUGGGUUUUCAGGAGGGGGUGGAGACUAGUUCGGAAAGGUUGAGGGAAUUGAAGAGUACAGGAGGCUGA
This is a messenger RNA of Saxophila tyrrhenica, 1386 nucleotides long. RefSeq lists its product as uncharacterized. The transcript is spliced from 2 exons. The coding region runs from base 1 to 1386 and encodes 461 amino acids. Gene Ontology annotation, cellular component: i-AAA complex. The record is from RefSeq and is a predicted model, not a curated record. Lineage: Eukaryota; Fungi; Ascomycota; Dothideomycetes; Mycosphaerellales; Extremaceae. Gene Ontology annotation, biological process: protein quality control for misfolded or incompletely synthesized proteins. Gene Ontology annotation, molecular function: misfolded protein binding.